Molecule: messenger RNA, 1497 nt
Organism: Yamadazyma jaroonii
Lineage: Eukaryota; Fungi; Ascomycota; Pichiomycetes; Serinales; Debaryomycetaceae
Source: the annotation of a GenBank genome assembly
AUGUUUAAGAGAUUCUUUCGAUCAAGACCUACACCCGUAGUUCCCUAUAAAUUGGGACAACCUACGUUCGAAACCAGAAAUCAUAUACUCCCUAAAGCAGGGGAUCUCACUCCAGGUAUAACUGCACUCGAAUAUUAUGAAAGACGGUUAAAGUUGAUCAAGGAAUUACCUGCGAAAUCAAUAAGUAUCUUAGUGGGUAAUAAUGUUAAAUAUGCAUCAGGAAGUGUUUUUUACGAUUUCCAACAAAGCAAUAAUCUUUUCUAUAUGACAGGCUGGUUGGAACCCAAUUCAGUAGCCGUUCUAGAGAAAACUGCCAACAAUGGAGAGGACGAUGAUCUAAUCUUCCAUAUGUUAGUCCCAGAAAAGAAUCCUAGCGUAGAGAUUUGGGAGGGUGAAAGAUCAGGAUUACAAGGAUGUUAUGAAUUCUUCAAUCCUGAUAAUGUUGAAGAUAUCAAGAACGUUCGAAAAUAUAUUUCCGACUUAAUUAAACGUAACGAUUAUAUAUAUUAUGAUAAGAAGCUGGGAGGUUCAUAUUUUGAAAACUUCUUUCAAAUGGAUGAAAAUGAAGAUACCAUUACCAAUUUAUUGAAAAGUUUCAACAAGAAAGUUCAACCUUUACUGCCAUUGAUAGCUAAACAUAGGGAAAUCAAAUCCCCUAGCGAAAUUGCAGUGUUACAUAAAGCUGGAAGAAUAUCUUCAAGAGCCAUAAAUAAAGCCAUAGCACAAACUGGUAGUGAACAUCCUAUACAAUCGGAAAAAUCUUUAGGGGCUUAUUUACAAUAUGAAUUCAUCAAAGGAGGUUGUGACAAACAAGCAUAUAUCCCUGUAGUUGCGGGAGGUGAAAAUUCUCUUAUAAUCCAUUAUACAAGAAAUGAUGAUUUAUUGUAUAAAGAUGAAUUAGUAUUUGUUGAUGCGGGAGGAAAGUUGGGAGGUUAUUGUGCUGAUAUCUCCCGUACUUGGCCAAAUUCAGGUACCUUUACUGAACCUCAAAAGGAUAUCUAUGAAAUUGUUUUGAAUGUUAAUAAAUCAUGUAUUGAAAAAUGUCACCAAUCUAAUGAAAUUUCCAUGCAUGAACUUCAUGAUUUUAGUGUAAAUAAAUUGCAUUCAAAUUUGAAAAACUUGCCUGGUUUCCAAUCGAUUUCAAGAUCUGAUUUGGUCCGUCACUUGUAUCCACAUUAUAUUGGGCAUCAUCUUGGUUUGGAUCUUCAUGAUAUCCCUUCAGUAUCCAAGUUCAAAAAACUUGUCCAUGGGAAUGUUAUAACCAUUGAACCUGGAUUAUACAUUCCUAAAGAUCCUAAAUGGCCCAAACAUUACCAGGGUAUUGGUGUUAGAGUUGAAGAUGACAUUGUCGUAGGUAAGGAUAACAAAGAUAUCCUCAACUUGACAAGUUUAUGUGUUAAAGAAGUGAAGGACAUCGAAAGUUUGAUUUCAAAAGCACAUUGUUCAACUCCUGGUGCAUAUGAUGAAUUGGUAGACAUUCAUAUUGAUGAGUUAUAG